AUGAAGUACUUUACGCUGCUUUCCCUUGCAUUGCUGGCCUCUGCCUCCGCCUUGCGCACCCAGGCAACCAAGAAGGACCCCACCCAGGGGCGAUACUUGCAAGAGGUCUGCAAAGUCAACCAUGAUGUUGCCACAUCUCCCUCAGAGGUCACAGUUCAUGUGGAGCAGUUCCCUGGUGAGAAUGCACACUUCAACAUCACACUUGAUGACCCCCGCUAUGGAGGUAAAACUAUCGCAGACGGUUGGUGCAUUGAUUGGGAUCGCCUUAUUGGAACCAAAGACUGGAGUGUAGACAUCUACAGCGCCUAUUCUGAUAAAAUUCCUGAUGCUGCUGUUGACAAGAAUAACAUGUUGCCCAACUUGGCUUGGUUGAUCAACAAUAUUGCUGUCGGGGACACUGUUGACGAAGUUGUGCAAGGUGUUGACUGUAAAGGCAAAGUUACGUGGGUCGAUCUCCAAGGAGGUAUCUGGGGUCUUGUUGACGACGUCAAUGGAACAGCUGACUCUGACUAUGUCAAAUUCCGGCAAGAAUGUGUUGCCCAAUGGGUUCGAGACCAAGCCAUUGCAAACGGUGGCGAUUACAAGAUAGACUGCAAAGACCCCAAUGAGCAAAUUCCACUUGUCAUGGUCAUUGAUGCUGGAAUAGUCAUCACCAACCAGACCAUCAUUGCUGAGAUGAAUGUCCACCUCAUACCAGGCCUCUGCGAGUGUGGAACCCCAACUGCUGCACCCAGCAAGGCUCCUACCUCUGAGCCUCCCACAUCCAAGCCUCCCACAACGAUGACCCCUACCACCGAGACCCCCACAACCAAAUCUCCUACCACCAAGGCUCCCACUACGAAGAAGCCAACCCCCGAACCAAGAAGGAGUUGA
Seminavis robusta is the source of this 873-nucleotide messenger RNA. The record is from the annotation of a GenBank genome assembly. NCBI's taxonomy places the organism in Eukaryota, Bacillariophyta, Bacillariophyceae, Naviculales, Naviculaceae.